GUGACUGGGGAGGAGGUGCCUGAGCCAGGGCCUUGCCACAACAGCAGCUCCUGGGGACUCUGGGGGUCACGGGCCACAGUCAGAGAGGCUAGAGGAAGUGAGAGGUGACUUCCUGGACCAGCCAUCGCCAUGGCCCUGGCCCAGCAGCUGCGGGCUGAGAGUGACUUCGAACAGCUUCCGGAUGACGUCGCCAUAUCAGCUAACAUUGCAGACAUCGAAGAGAAGAGGGGGUUCACCAGCCACUUUGUUUUUGUCAUCGAGGUGAAGACAAAAGGAGGCUCCAAGUACCUCAUCUACCGCCGCUACCGCCAGUUCUACGCCCUGCACAGCAAGCUGGAGGAGCGCUAUGGGCCGGAGAACAAGAGCACCCCAACUACCUGCAGCCUGCCGGCACUGCCAGCCAAAGUCUUCAUGGGCGUGAAGCAGGAGAUCGCGGAGAUGCGGAUCCCAGCCCUCAACGCCUAUAUGAAGAACCUCCUCAGCCUGCCAGUCUGGGUACUGAUGGACGCCGAUGUCAGAAUCUUCUUCUACCAGUCCCCCUAUGAUGCGGAGCAGGUGCCGCAGGCGCUCCGCCGGCUCCGCCCACGCACACGCAAAGUCAAGAACGUGUCACCCCAAAGUGCCAGCUUUGACCGUCUGGCAGCUCCGCGUGCAGAGGCCCUAUUCGACUUCACUGGAAACAGCAAGCUGGAGCUGAAUUUCAAAGCCGGGGAUGUGAUCUUCCUGCUCAGUCGCAUCAACAAAGACUGGCUGGAGGGCACUGCCAGGGGAGCCACAGGUAUCUUCCCAGUCUCCUUUGUGAAGAUUCUCAAGGACUUCCCUGAGGAGGACGACCCCACCAACUGGCUGCGCUGCUACUAUUACGAAGACACAAUCAGCACCAUCAAGGACAUCGCGGUGGAGGAGGACCUCAGCAGCACUCCGCUGUACAAAGACCUGCUGGAGCUGAUGAGGAGGGAGUUCCAGAGGGAAGACAUCGCCCUCAAUUACCGGGACGCAGAGGGGGACCUGGUACGGCUGCUGUCAGAUGAGGAUGUGGGGCUCAUGGUGAGGCAGGCACAGGGCCUCCCCAAGCAGAAGCGCCUCUUCUCCUGGAAGCUGCAUGUCACCCAGGAGGACAACUACAGCGUCUACAACACGAUGCCCUUGGCCGCUGGGAGAUGAGGAACUUUAGGAAAGAUAGGGAGGGCUGAGGAGACUUCCUGGGUUUGAGGCUAAAUAGUGAGUGCCUUUGGGGGAGCAAGGAGUGAGAGUAAAAUACCAUU
This is a messenger RNA of Octodon degus (degu), 1265 nucleotides long. It is a transcript of the gene Ncf4, whose product is annotated as neutrophil cytosolic factor 4. NCBI's taxonomy places the organism in Eukaryota, Metazoa, Chordata, Mammalia, Rodentia, Octodontidae. The transcript is spliced from 10 exons. Bases 130 to 1164 code for a protein of 344 amino acids. Gene Ontology annotation, biological process: respiratory burst; phagocytosis; superoxide anion generation. Gene Ontology annotation, cellular component: NADPH oxidase complex. Gene Ontology annotation, molecular function: protein binding; phosphatidylinositol binding; superoxide-generating NADPH oxidase activator activity. The record is from RefSeq and is a predicted model, not a curated record.